This is a messenger RNA of Pogona vitticeps (central bearded dragon), 6727 nucleotides long. RefSeq names its product insulin like growth factor 1 receptor (gene IGF1R). Gene Ontology annotation, cellular component: insulin receptor complex; axon; plasma membrane. Gene Ontology annotation, molecular function: insulin receptor activity; insulin receptor substrate binding; ATP binding. The record is from RefSeq and is a predicted model, not a curated record. Gene Ontology annotation, biological process: protein autophosphorylation; cellular response to glucose stimulus; positive regulation of kinase activity. NCBI's taxonomy places the organism in Eukaryota, Metazoa, Chordata, Lepidosauria, Squamata, Agamidae.
CCAAGCCCAGGGAAAGGAAAGGAGCGGCGGGGGAAGAGCGUUCCGGUUGGCUUUUGUUGGGUGGGUUUGUUUGUUUGGGUCCGCGCGGGCUUUCCUGCACAGGUUUGACCUUCAGUCCCCGGGCUUCAUCUCCGAUUCUCGCCCCCCCCCGCCUCCUCUCUCUUGCUCCAGCUGGGCGGGAGGAGCCCCGCCGCCUUGGCUCCCCAAGCUUCUUUGCGAGGAUUGCUGCUCUCUCUCUCUUUUCCUCUUCUUGCUUUCUCUCUUCCCCCCUCCUCCUUUUGCGACCGGAGGCGAGGAGACCUGGUGAAGACGAAGGCGACGGGAGGGAAGAAUCGCGCCCGAGAGAGAGAGAGGAAGGAAAAAAAAGUCAUUUAUCUCAUUUUUUAAUUUUUUUUUGGUGGAGGAGGAAAGAAAAAGAAAACAACGGCGCCCUGCAAAGGAUUCUCCAAAAAGGCCUGGGCCUCCGCCGGAUUGUGUAGGAUCGCUUCCCUGCUGCUCGGGAGGGCGCGCAAGGCAAGGAGCUGCUGCUGCUGCGGGGGACCCGUCUCGAUUGCCUUUGGAGGGUCCGCGUGGAGUCGCGGGGCUUCUCCUUGCGUCCUCGAACCCAGCCUUUCCCCCCUCCCGUUCCUCUUCCCUUUUGGAAGGAGCCUGGGAAAAGGGGAGGGGGAGCGAGGAGGUGGGGUGGGGGAAGCCUCUCGGCCUUCCUCCCUCGCUCUUCAUUCAUUUUGAUUCCGCAUUUUGCUUCUCUCUCUCCAGCUCCCAAGCCCCAAAGGGGGGAGAGAGAGGGGGGGGGAAAGGGCUGGCAACAAUAACAACAACAACAAUCCGAAUAAUAAUAUUGGGGUGAGUUCUUGAAGGCAGCUUCAGAAAAUUUUUUUUUUUGGCAAGAAAAAAAAUAUACAUCUCAGGCACCUCCAAAAAUCUACAUUUUAGCUUGGCUUUUUGGAACGUCUGACUUUGAAAACCGGGAUGUAAGAAGAGGCAUUAUCGUUCUUAUCAAGACGAAGAAUACGUUUUCGGGCGCCGAUUGCGCGCCGCUUUGUUUAUUUUUUUUUCCCCUGCGGUGCUCCGGACGCGCGCCCGCAGGAUUCCCCCCUCCCGUACCUCGGGUGUUUUUAUUUAUUUAAGAGGAGGGAGUUGAUCGAGGGUGUGUGUGUGUGUGUGUGGUGUUGUGGUGGUGGUGGGGAGAGGAGGGGGAGGGAGGAAGCGAGCGAGAAAGCCGAGCCCAGCCGAAAGGAAAGAUGGAAGUCGAAGAUGCGGACUGUUUGCUCCAACGUGGUGUUGUUCCCCCCUCUUGGCUCCUGCUGGAGGACGACUGCAGGCGUCGAGGCUGAGCCGAGCCCCAGCGACCUUUUUCCACCCUGCCCGACGAGGUGGCGGAGGCGGAGGAGGCGGUGGUGGAGGCGACUCCGAAGGCAAAGGGGGGGAGGCUGUUGUUUUGCAACCACCAAAACAACCUUUGGCUCUCCCUCCCUCCUCCCCCCCCCGCUCUCUCGGCUUCAUCCACGGGGGGGAACCGAGAAAUUGGGCUCCCAACGAGCAGAGGGGCAAAAUAUAUAUAUAUAUCAGCCCAUUUGGACUCCAUAGAUAGACAAGAGAGCGCUGUGUGUAUUUUCCUCUUUCCAAUCAAGACCUAGACCUUCUUCUCCUCCCCCCCCCUCCCCAAGCGCCACGAAAGACGCUUGGGUUUCCCCUCCCCAUACUUGUUAUUUACUAUUCUUAAUUUUUUUUUCUGGGGAGGGGGCCGAAAGAGUGGGGACUCAAACUUGAGGGGGGAGAGAUUGGCUUUUUUUUUUAAUUUAAAAAAGAGGAGAGGGCCCGUUUUGUUCCACAUCAAGAAGAAGAAAAAAGAGGGAAUGAAGUCCGGCGCUGGAGGAGGGUCCCUGACCUCAUACGGGGGACUCCUGCUUGUUUUGACCACGCUUUGCCUGUGGCCAGCAAAUGGAAAAGUUUGUGGGCCAAAUAUCGACAUUCGCAACAGUGUGAGUGAGCUGAGGCAGCUGGAGAACUGCACGGUAGUUGACGGAUUUCUCCGAAUUUUGUUGAUCCCCCAAGGAGAGGACUUCAGUGGCUUUCGCUUCCCGCAACUCACGAUGAUCACAGAUUACUUGCUGCUGUUCCGCGUGGCAGGCCUGGAGACCCUGAGCGACCUCUUCCCGAACCUCACCGUGAUCCGUGGCAAGAACCUCUUCUACAACUACGCGUUGGUCAUCUUCGAGAUGACCAACCUCAAAGAAAUUGGGCUGUACAACUUGAGGAACAUCACUCGGGGAGCCAUCCGGAUUGAGAAGAAUUCUGACUUGUGUUACCUCUCCACGGUGGACUGGUCUCUGAUCUUGGAUGCCGUCUCUAACAACUACAUUAUAGGGAAUAAACCGCCAAAAGAAUGUGGGGACUUGUGUCCUGGAACAGCAGAGGAAAAACCCCUAUGUGAGAAGACCUCCAUUAACAAUGAAUACAGCUACCGCUGCUGGACAUCCAACCACUGCCAGAAAAUGUGUUCCAGCGCUUGUGGGAAAUAUGCAUGCACAGACCAGAACGAAUGUUGCCACCCGGAGUGCUUGGGAAGUUGCACGGCGGCGAAUAACAGCUCUGCGUGUGUGGCGUGUCAGAACUACUUCCAUGACGGGACCUGCGUCCCCACCUGUCCACCCAACACCUACAAAUUUGAGGGCUGGCAAUGCAUCACCAAGGAGAAUUGCUCCAGAAUACCAACGUCGGAGUACGAGAGUUUUGUGAUCCAUGAGGACGAAUGCGUGCCCGAGUGUCCUCCGGGAUUUAUUCGCAAUGACACCCAAAGCAUGUUCUGCAGCCCUUGUGAAGGACCCUGCCCCAAAGUGUGUGCGGAUGAGAAGACCAUAACCAUUGACUCGGUCACGUCAGCACAGAUGCUGCAGGGGUGCACGGAAAUCCGAGGGAACCUGCUCAUCAAUAUCCGCCGUGGCAACAACAUUGCCUCAGAAUUGGAGAACUUUAUGGGCUUAAUAGAAACGGUGACUGGCUACGUCAAGAUCCGUCAUUCACACGCGCUGGUGUCUCUGUCUUUCUUGAAGAAUCUGAGAUACAUUAAUGGAGAAGAGCAGUUAGAAGGGAAUUACUCAUUUUAUGUCCUGGACAACCAAAACCUGCAACAGCUGUGGGACUGGAGCCAUCAUAACCUGACCAUCAAAGAGGGAAAGAUGUACUUUGCUUUUAACCCAAGGCUCUGUGUUUCCGAGAUUUACCGCAUGGAGGAGGUCACUGGAACCAAAGACCGACAAAGCAAAGGCGAUAUAAAUCCCAGGAACAAUGGAGAGAGAGCCUCUUGUGAAAGCUACAUUCUAAAAUUUGUUUCCAACACUACAAUGAAGAAUCGGAUCCUGCUGACAUGGGAACAGUAUCGCCCUAAAGACUACCGAGAUCUGAUUAGCUUCACUGUUUUUUAUAAAGAGGCACCUUUCAAGAAUGUGACGGAAUAUGACGGGCAGGACGCGUGUGGUUCCAACAGCUGGAACAUGGUUGAUGUGGACCUGCCUCCCAAUAAAGAGGACAAUCCAGGAAUUUUGCUGCAAGUGCUGAAGCCCUGGACCCAGUAUGCCAUUUAUGUCAAGGCUGUCAUGCUCACCAUGAUGGAGAACUACCACCAUGGAGCAAAGAGUGAGAUUGUCUACAUCCGAACUAACGCCGGAGUGCCAUCCAUUCCUCUGGACGUCAUCUCCGCAUCCAACUCUUCCUCUCAGCUCAUCGUGAAAUGGAACCCUCCCACCUACCCCAACGGUAACCUGUCGUACUACAUCGUACGGUGGCAGCAGCAGCCUCAGGACAGCUACCUUUACAGGCACAAUUACUGCUCUAAAGAUAAAGUCCCGAUUCGGCGAUACGCAGACGGGACCAUCGAUACCGAGGAAGCGACUGAACCCACCAAGCCGGAAGGUGGUGGGGGAGAGAAGGGGCAUUGCUGCGUGUGCCCAAAGACAGAGGCCGAGAAGCAGGCUGAGAAAGAGGAAGCGGAGUAUCGCAAAGUGUUUGAGAAUUUCCUCCACAACGCAAUCUUCUUGCCCAGGCCUGACCGGAAGCGGCGAGACUUGACCCAAGUUACCAAUACGACAUUUGCCAAUAAGAACAAGACGGUCACAGUCCCAGAACAUUCUGCCAAUGCUUCGGACACGGAGGAAGGAGAGACGGAGUUCCCCUUCUACGAAAGCAAAGUCGAAGGCCGGGAGCGGACGCUCAUCUCCCAUCUCUUGCCUUUCACCCUGUACCGUAUCGACAUCCACAGCUGUAAUCACGAAGCUGCGUCGUUGGGCUGUAGUGCUUCCAAUUUUGUCUUUGCAAGAACUAUGCCUGCAGAGGGAGGUGAUAACAUUCCAGGAGCAGUAACAUGGGAGGGGAAGGAGGAGAACACCAUCUACCUGAAAUGGCCAGAACCGGUUAAUCCCAAUGGAUUGAUUUUGAUGUAUGAAAUCAAGUAUGGACAAAAUGGAGAGGAGAAGCGAGAAUGUGUUUCCAGGCAGGAGUACAAGAAGCUUGGAGGAGCCAAACUGACACAUCUGAACCCUGGAAACUAUACUGUGAGAGUUCAAGCCACUUCUCUGGCUGGGAACGGAUCCUGGACUGAGCCGGUCUCCUUUUACGUCCAGCCUAAACCAGUGGACUAUGGGAAUUUCCUGCAUUUGAUCAUUGUUCUCCCCAUUGCGGUCCUGCUGGUUAUUGGAGGACUUCUCAUUAUGCUGUAUGUCUGUAACAAGAAGAGGAACAGCGACAGGCUCGGAAAUGGAGUACUUUAUGCCUCUGUGAACCCUGAAUAUUUCAGCGCUUCAGAUGUGUACGUACCAGAUGAAUGGGAAGUGCCCCGGGAAAAGAUCACCAUGUGCCGGGAAUUGGGGCAAGGCUCCUUUGGAAUGGUGUAUGAAGGGAUUGCGAAAGGUGUGGUUAAGGAUGAGCCAGAAACACGAGUGGCCAUCAAGACAGUCAAUGAAUCCGCAAGCAUGCGGGAACGGAUCGAGUUUUUGAAUGAAGCUUCAGUGAUGAAGGAGUUCAACUGCCACCAUGUCGUGAGGCUCCUGGGCGUUGUAUCUCAAGGACAGCCCACUCUGGUCAUUAUGGAACUCAUGACCCGGGGAGAUCUGAAGAGUUAUUUGCGGUCCCUUCGGCCAGAUACAGAGAAUAACCCAGCUCAGACUCUGCCGGCCCUGAAGAAGAUGAUUCAGAUGGCAGGCGAGAUUGCGGAUGGCAUGGCCUAUCUUAAUGCCAACAAGUUUGUCCACCGAGACCUUGCGGCAAGGAACUGCAUGGUGGCUGAGGACUUCACUGUGAAAAUUGGAGAUUUUGGCAUGACAAGAGAUAUUUAUGAGACCGAUUACUAUCGGAAAGGUGGAAAGGGGCUGCUGCCUGUUCGCUGGAUGUCCCCAGAGUCCCUGAAGGAUGGUGUAUUCACCACUCACUCGGACGUUUGGUCUUUUGGUGUUGUCUUGUGGGAGAUAGCCACGUUAGCCGAACAGCCUUACCAAGGCAUGUCCAACGAGCAAGUCCUUCGCUUCGUGAUGGAGGGCGGACUUCUGGAGAAGCCAGACAACUGUCCGGAUAUGCUUUUUGAACUGAUGCGCAUGUGCUGGCAGUACAACCCCAAGAUGAGGCCCUCCUUCCUGGAAAUCAUUGGGAGCAUUAAAGAUGAGCUCGAUCCAGCCUUCAAAGAGGUCUCCUUCUUCUACAGUGACGAGAACAAGCCUCCGGACACCGAAGAGCUGGAUCUGGAGACAGAGAACAUGGAGAGCAUUCCUUUAGACCCUUCCUCGACCCUCCAAUCUUCUGACAAACACUCAGGACAUAAAGCUGAGAACGGCCCCGGCAUGGUGGCUCUGCGGGCCAGUUUUGAGGAGAGGCAGCCGUACGCGCAUAUGAACGGGGGACGCAAGAAUGAACGCGCCUUGCCUUUGCCCCAGUCUUCAGCCUGCUGACCCUUUAGAAGCAAGUUUUUGCAAACACACAUGGGCGUGCACCGGGGGGGCUGGAGGGAAGAGAGCAAGCAAGCAAGCAAGACAAAUAACAAUAUAUUCAAAGCCUACUGUACCUCAGUGGAUCUUCAGAGCUGUCAUGGCUACACACCGGAGAAUCCUCUCUUCAAUUAGAAGUUGGAAAGCAGUUUUUUCCUUUUUUUUUUCAAUAUGCAAGCAGAAGAUUGUUUCAAGCAACAGACCUCUGUACAUGGGGAGCACAGUCAGCCUUCUGAAAACUACCGUUAACACUUAAUAGCAACAGAAAACUUGAGAAUCUGAUGUGCAUCUCCCCCUUCCUCUUCUUUCUCUCUGCUUCAUAAUGGGAAACAUAUCUGUGUGAAGUUCAACUGAACGGCACUUUUUUUAAAAUCACAUCAAUGAGAUUGCAAGCCAGCCGGCUCUCUUGUUCCCCCUUGCAAGCACCUGCCUAACACUGUAGCUUGUUAUAAAAACGAAACAGGAUUUAAAGGAAAACAGACUGGAUUUUUAAUAUUAUUCCUUAACCAUUUAGGAUCACAUAGAUUGGAAGGGCCAUUAUUUGUCCAAGGUUGUAACCAUUUUCAACGCUGCCAAAAAUUGCCAAAAAAAAAAAGAACUUUCUUUUAAGAAUUUUUUUUUUGUAGGCAUGAAAGGAGCAAAAUAAUCACAUGCUCCACAUAAGUGAAAUAGACCAAUACACUCCAAUCAUACACUGGCAUUUUAAAAAGAUAAAAUUGUCAGAUUUCUUUUGACUGGACAAAAACAUUUUUUUU